This is a messenger RNA of Lachancea sp. 'fantastica', 1185 nucleotides long. Lineage: Eukaryota; Fungi; Ascomycota; Saccharomycetes; Saccharomycetales; Saccharomycetaceae. The record is from the annotation of a GenBank genome assembly.
AUGGCGUGGCUUCGAAGACGCGAUGCCAAAGAUUCCGAGCCAGGCGAACCAGCUACGACAAAAUUAAGAAAACCUCCUAACACAGCCUUUAGACAACAACGACUCAAGGCAUGGCAGCCAAUUCUGUCACCUCAAUCUGUGCUACCAUUGCUGAUUUUGGUGAGUGCUAUAUUUGCUCCCAUCGGAGUGGCGUUGAUCAUCACUGCCAACAACGUUCAGAACUUGAGCAUCGAUUACAGCCAUUGCCAGCAGUUGGCAAGCUCAACGUCCUUUGAGGCAAUCCCAUCGAAAUAUGUGCAUUUCCAUUUCAACAAAAAGGUGACGAACCAUCCAACGUGGCGUGUGGCAGUAGACGCUGAUUCUGGUGAAGCUACGUGUGAAAUCCAAUUCGAAAUACCCACUGCUUUGAAGAAAUCCAUCUACGUCUACUAUCAACUGACGAAUUUCUAUCAAAACCACCGGAAGUACGUCCAGUCGUUCGACGUGAAACAACUCAAGGGCCAGGCAGUCGACGUGGAUGACUUGACUUCUGAUUGCAACCCAUUGCGCGAAAAAAACGACAAGAUAGUAUAUCCUUGUGGGUUGAUAGCCAAUUCUCUGUUCAACGACACUUUCACGCCGCGGUUGACGGCUGUGAAUGAGACUGAACUGGACUACGAGCUCACCAACAAAAACAUCGCCUGGAAAGCAGAUCGCUCGCGCUACAAGAAAACCACUUACAAUGCUUCGCAGAUCGUGCCUCCUCCAAACUGGUCGGCAAACUUCCCAGAGGGCUACACUGAGGACAACAUCCCAGAUAUCUCGCAAUGGGAAGAGUUACAGGUAUGGAUGCGCACUGCUGGACUGCCGAAAUUCUACAAACUAGCUCUCAAGAACGAAACUUCUACGCUUCCGAAGGGCGUUUACCAAAUGAAUAUCGGGCUUAACUAUCCGGUGACCCUCUUUGGAGGCUCCAAAUCGCUCGUUCUCACCACCAACAGCGUCAUUGGUGGCCGCAACAUGUCUUUGGGUGUUCUCUACCUGAUAGUCGCCGGCUUUUCCAUUCUAUUUGGAAUCGUCUUCCUCAUCAAGCUCAUCAUCCAACCAAGAAAGCUAGGAGACCACUCUUUUUUGAGUUUUGACGACAACACUGAGUCAGAAACCCGUCCUGCCACUCAAGACAUCCCUCUGAGAGAGAUCCUGUAG